Arachis duranensis is the source of this 770-nucleotide messenger RNA. Its product is annotated as cypmaclein-like. Lineage: Eukaryota; Viridiplantae; Streptophyta; Magnoliopsida; Fabales; Fabaceae. The record is from RefSeq and is a predicted model, not a curated record. The transcript is spliced from 3 exons. The coding region runs from base 43 to 369 and encodes 108 amino acids.
ACCAAUAAGCUCAUAAUAAUAUUAUUAUUGUUAAUUUUCAUAAUGGCAUUCUCUAGAACUCUCAUUGCUUCUUCACUUCUCCUCACUCUUCUCCUUCUUCACAUUGCUGAAUCACACCAAACGAUGAUGACAAUGAGCACCACCAACAUUGGAGCUCCAACACCAACUCCUCUUCCACAAACAAUUGAUUGUGGGUUAGAAUGUGAAAGAAGGUGCAAAUUAUCAUCAAGGCCAAAUCUAUGCAAAAGGGCAUGUGGAAGUUGCUGUAAGGUUUGCAAGUGUGUUCCUGAAGGCACCUCUGGCCACCAUGAUUCUUGCCCUUGCUAUAAAAGCCUCACCACCCGCCACCAAUUCCAUAAAUGCCCUUAGAUCCAUGAUCAUGAUUAUGAAAUUCAAAAUGAACACUGUGCUUUAAUUUUGGUGGAUUAAUAAUUAAUUUUCAUGUAUGUUGUUUUAAGUCUUCUGAUGAUAAAAAAAUAAUACAUCUUCUCAAUUUUUUUAAAUAUUUUUUAUUCCACUACUUAAAUAAUCUAUGAUGAGAAAUUAUAUUUUAUAACAUAAAUUUUAAAAAAAAAUUGAGAGGAUUUAUUUUUUUUAGAUGAUUAUAUUGUGGUCAUCAAUGUUGUUAUUUAAGUCGCAAUUGCGUUAUGUUAUGUUGUGUAAGAGUAUGUGAAGAUAUAUAAUUACUUUGGUUAAUUUCUAUCAUGAUGUAAUAAUUAAUCAUUCAUUAUUAAUUUUAGUGAUGCAAUAAACCAAACAAUAAUGUGUUA